Molecule: messenger RNA, 3694 nt
Organism: Micropterus dolomieu (smallmouth bass)
Lineage: Eukaryota; Metazoa; Chordata; Actinopteri; Centrarchiformes; Centrarchidae
Gene: dnm1a
Product: dynamin 1a
Exons: 22
Coding region: 425-2968 (847 amino acids)
Cellular component (GO): microtubule; membrane; cytoplasm
Molecular function (GO): GTPase activity; GTP binding; microtubule binding
Source: RefSeq, a predicted model, not a curated record
CUUUCUAAAUGCACUCAAGCAAGAUUAGACUUCCAACAUUCUACAGACAACAGCACAAUUUCACAGCGCAACAUAGUGAAAGUAUACCAGUGUCACCAUCGAGCGGUGCGUGUGCAGAACUGCAGGGAUCUCUCAUGAGAAAAUACAACAGAUCAUCCUCAUCCCACCCCCCACCCCCGCGGUGCUCGGUGUAGAGGAGUGUACAUGUUCGGCGGUGGAGAUAGUCCUAGCUGAGGUGAUCUGACACACGGAAGAGGCGCAGUCAAUUAUAUAGCAGUCAGGUAACCGAAAAGUGAACCGGUGUGUGCGCAGCCCAAAACGCCCUCUAAACCCGAGAGUGGCGAGGAGGGACGAAGAGGAAAAUAAGAAAGGAAAUCCAUCCGUGCUCUGACAAGGAAGAUAGACUGCGUAUUGCAACGCAAAGAUGGGGAACCGGGGAAUGGAGGAUUUGAUUCCUCUGGUGAACCGCAUGCAGGAUGCCUUCUCUGCCAUCGGGCAGAACGCAAACCUGGACCUGCCACAGAUCGCCGUGGUGGGCGGCCAGAGUGCGGGGAAGAGCUCGGUGCUGGAGAACUUCGUCGGGAAGGAUUUCCUUCCCCGCGGUUCUGGCAUUGUGACUCGUCGUCCUUUGGUUCUGCAGCUGAUGAACUGUCCCACAGAAUAUGCUGAGUUCCUCCACUGUAAGGGCAAAAAGUUCACAGAUUUUGAUGAGGUCCGGCAGGAGAUCGAGGCAGAGACUGACCGGAUCACCGGGGCCAAUAAGGGCAUCUCCCCUGUGCCCAUCAACCUGCGUGUCUACUCCCCUAAUGUGCUGAACCUGACCCUGGUGGAUCUACCGGGGAUGACCAAGGUGCCGGUGGGCGACCAACCCGCAGACAUCGAGGCCCAGAUCAGAGAAAUGCUGAUGCAGUUUGUCACCAAGGACAACUGCCUAAUGCUGGCCGUCUCCCCGGCCAACUCUGAUUUGGCCAAUUCUGAUGCUUUAAAGAUUGCCAAAGAGGUCGACCCUCAGGGUAUGAGGACCAUUGGUGUGAUCACCAAGCUGGACCUGAUGGACGAGGGGACAGAUGCUAAGGACAUCCUGGAGAAUAAGUUGCUUCCACUCAGGAGGGGUUACAUCGGUGUGGUGAACAGGAGCCAGAAAGACAUAGAUGGCCGGAAGGACAUCAAUGCCGCCAUGGCUGCUGAGAGGAAGUUCUUUCUCUCCCACCCUGCAUACAGACACCUGGCCGACCGUAUGGGCACUCCCUACCUACAGAAAGUCCUCAAUCAGCAACUGACCAACCACAUCCGGGACACCCUGCCGGGUCUGCGGGCCAAGCUGCAGAGUCAGCUUCUCUCCAUAGAGAAGGAGGUGGACGAGUACAAGAACUUCAGACCUGAUGAUCCAUCUCGCAAGACCAAGGCUCUGCUCCAGAUGGUGCAGCAGUUCUCUGUGGACUUUGAGAAGUGUAUAGAGGGCUCUGGGGACCAGAUUGACACAGCCGAGCUGUCAGGUGGUGCCAGGAUCAAUCGCAUCUUCCAUGAACGCUUCCCCUUUGAACUGGUCAAGAUGGAGUUUGAUGAGAAAGAGCUACGCAAGGAGAUCAGCUACGCCAUCAAGAACAUUCAUGGAAUCAGAACUGGCCUCUUCACCCCGGACAUGGCCUUUGAGACCAUUGUGAAAAGGCAGAUUGGGAAGAUUAAAGAGCCUUGCACCAAAUGUGUGGACAUGGUCAUUUCUGAGCUAGUGAAUACGGUUAGGCAGUGUACCAAGAAGCUGGCUCAGUAUCCCAUGUUGAGAGAGGAGAUGGAGAGAAUCGUCACCCAGCACAUCAGGGACAGAGAAAGCCGCACUAAGGGCCAGGUGUUGCUGUUGAUAGACAUUGAGUUGUCCUACAUGAACACCAACCAUGAGGACUUCAUUGGAUUUGCCAACGCUCAGCAGAGGAUCAGCCAGAUGAACAAGAAGAAGACAGCUGGCAACCAGGAUGAGAUCAUGGUGAUCCGAAAGGGCUGGCUGACCAUCAACAACAUCGGCAUCAUGAAGGGAGGUGCCAAGGAGUACUGGUUUGUCCUCACCGCAGAGUCCCUGUCCUGGUAUAAAGAUGAUGAGGAGAAGGAGAAGAAGUACAUGCUGCAGGUGGACAACCUGAAGCUGCGCGAUGUGGAGAAAGGCUUCAUGUCCAGCAAGCAUAUCUUUGCCCUCUUCAACACCGAACAGAGGAAUGUGUAUAAGGACUACCGUCAGCUGGAGUUGGCCUGUGAGAGUCAGGAAGAUAUUGAUGCUUGGAAGGCCUCCUUCCUCAGAGCGGGAGUUUAUCCUGAGCGGGUCACAGACAAGGAAGGAAAGAGUGACGGCGGUGAUGAAAAUGGCUCUGACAACUUAAUGCACAGCAUGGACCCACAGCUGGAGCGGCAGGUGGAGACCAUUCGUAACCUGGUUGACUCCUACAUGGCCAUCGUCAACAAGACCGUCCGUGACUUAAUGCCCAAGACCAUCAUGCACCUCAUGAUUAACAAUACUAAGGAGUUCAUCAAUGCAGAGCUGCUGGCCCACCUGUACUCGUGUGGUGACCAGAACUCUCUGAUGGAGGAGUCUCAGGAGCAGGCCCAGCACCGUGACGAGAUGCUGCGGAUGUACCACGCCCUGCGGGAGGCCCUCAGCAUCAUCGGUGACAUCAGCACAACCACCAUAAGCACCACCAUGCCGCCUCCCGUGGAUGACUCCUGGCUGCAGGUGCAGCGGGGGAGCCCCGUAGGAAGGUCUCCAGCCACCAGUCCAACUCCAAACCGCAGGGCUCCACCGGGACCUCCGGCCCGCCCAGGCUCUCGUGGGCCUCCACCUGGGCCUCCUCCUGCUGGAGGACCCCCUGUCCCGUCUCGCCCGGGCGCUUCUCCAGACCCUUACAGUGGGCCACCACCCACUGUGCCCUCCCGGCCUAACCGCGCACCCCCAAGUGUGCCCAGUGGUCAUGGGGGUGAGUGAGAACAUGAAAACAACUACAGUCUAUGCAUAAAACUGUCAAACGCUCCUCCUAUUUCACCCUCACGUCGCUGUCUGAGAGCCUGUGAGUUGAACCCAUCUUUUCACAACCUGUUUUGCCACAGAACUCUGCUGUCAGUGUGAUGUGUUGUAUUUUGACCCCGAUCAAAAACAACCAACCCACCAGCCACAAAAACCCAUAUCUGUACCUCAACUGAUGUCAUUAUACACUUCAGUGACCCCUUGUGCAUCUUAGUACUCCUCAACUUCAACAUAAACCCAACAAAGAAUUAUUCUACUUAUUAUUAAACAGUAAAUACUUUAUUAUCGACAUAUCUUAAUGUGUUCUUAUGUAUAUGUGUGGUGCAUCUUAUGGGACUUGUACUUCCACUGUCUAGAGAUUUUAGUCUGCAAUGUAUGAAAUUGCUGGGUAUUUAAAUUAUUAUGAAUAAACAAGAAUAUGUAUAAGGAAAUAAUAUUUGAAAAACAUAUUAAAAUGUGUAAUGCAGUGAUGUAUAUGGACGUUGGCAGGUUGUUUGACUUUAGCUUGUACCAGAGAGGGUUUUUUUUGUUGUUGUUUUUCUCACCUCUCUGUAGAAGAGCAGGGAGGGACAGUGUGAAUGUGUGAAGUCCUGCAGCAACAAGGUCCUGCAUCUUGUUCAAUCUGCUGUGGAUGGAUCAAUGACUUUACCCCGCAGGACUGCUGCGCUUUGUCAACACAUUAAAAAC